This is a messenger RNA of Daucus carota subsp. sativus, 3928 nucleotides long. RefSeq names its product lysine-specific demethylase JMJ29. The record is from RefSeq and is a predicted model, not a curated record. NCBI's taxonomy places the organism in Eukaryota, Viridiplantae, Streptophyta, Magnoliopsida, Apiales, Apiaceae. Gene Ontology annotation, molecular function: transcription coregulator activity; histone H3K9 demethylase activity; chromatin DNA binding. The transcript is spliced from 14 exons. Gene Ontology annotation, biological process: regulation of transcription by RNA polymerase II. Gene Ontology annotation, cellular component: chromatin; histone deacetylase complex. Bases 271 to 3633 code for a protein of 1120 amino acids.
AGCUAGACAAAUGAUAAUGACAGAUGUUUUUCUGCCGCCACUAAGCUAAAACUCACCCUCAUAAAUACAUUCCUCGAUUCGCGUGUGAACAAGUGCAACCACCACCAUAAGGUCCCACAUUUCCAGUCAGAUGAGCUUCACGUUUGGCAUGCACACAACGCUAAAUCUGUCCAAACUCCCACAUAUUUUAGGACAUUUUCUCUCUCUCUCUCUCUGGAUUUGAAACGCAACACUUUAUCUCCAGUUCAGAGCUCACAAAUUCAAGUAGUAAUGGAAAGUUCUAGUGCGAGAAAACGAAAGUAUGGUGAUGGAGUUGAUGGAUCAGAUAGCUCAUCAGGAGCUUCAAUUAAGCGCCAGUAUAGUAGAACUACUGGGAGAUCAGGUAGUGAAUCGAGAUGUCAUCAGUGUCAGCGGAUUAGUUCCGGCCGUGUUUUGUGUUGUAGUAAGUGUGAGAACAGAGUCUACUGUCUCCGAUGUGUGACUCAAUGGUAUCCUCAGAUGAACGAUGAAGCUUUUAUUAUGGCGUGUCCUGUUUGUCGAGACAACUGUAAUUGCACAAGCUGUCUAAGCUUAGAAAUGCCGUUACAGGACACUACAAGAGUUGAAUUACGUUUCACUAAAGAUGAUAAACUCCACCACUCGAAAUAUCUCCUGAAACUACUACUCCCUUCUGUGGUACGGUUUAAUGAGGAGCAAAUUACAGAAAGGGAGAUGGAGGCGAAGAUUCAAGGGUUAUCACUUCCAGAGGUUAAAGUGCAAGUAGCAAACUGUGAUGUUGAUGAUCGAUUGUAUUGCAACAACUGCAAAACUUCUAUUGUUGACUUCCAUAGGAGCUGUACACAUUGCUCAUAUGAUCUUUGCCUUAUUUGUUGCCGGGAAUUGCGCACUUGCUCUCUGCAGGGAGGUCAGGAGGAAGCUAUUGUGCAAUACUUGGACCCUGGAAUGGCUUAUAUGCAUGGUCAACAACCAAUAUAUCCGCUGGUCACUAGUACUGGGACUUCAUGUCUGGCUGCUAAAACAAAAAGUAAUUAUCACGCGAAGUCGAUAUCUGAAUGGAAAAUCGACGAGCAUGGCAUGAUUUUUUGUCCCCCAGAGAGUAUGGGUGGCUGUGGUCAAGGAGUAUUAGUAUUAAAGCAAGUCUUACCAGACAAUUGGGUCUCAAACAUGUUAGCAAAAGCUGAAGAGUUAUAUGAACUUUAUGGGCUGAAGGACAUGCCAAACACUGAGCAACGGUGCUCCUGCUCCCAUUCAUCUUGUGAUAACAUUGCCAGAGAGAAUUUUUUAAAAGCCGCUUCUCGAGAUAACUCAGAUGACAAUUACCUGUACUGUCCAAGUGCUGUCGACAUUAAAGCCGGAGACUUGAAUCAUUUUCAGGCUCACUGGUCAAAAGGUGAACCCGUGAUUGUGAGUGAUGUGCUUAACACUGCAUAUGGGCUAAGCUGGGAACCAGCGGUUAUGUCACGGGCAAUCCAAGAGAUGAAGUCCCAGCCUGUUAAUAUGAUUGCCCUUAAUUGUCUAGAUUGGUGCGAGUUGAAGCUAAAUAUAAAAAAGCUCUUUAAAGGCUAUAUGGAUGGUCUAGUUGACAAGUUUGACUGGCCACAAAUGCUGAAGCUUGAUGAUUGGCCCCCGUCUGGUUUGUUCGAGGAGCAUCUACCACGUCAUUAUGUAGAGUACAUUAGUACUUUGCCCUUCAAAGAAUACACACAUCCAUGCAGCGGCUACUUGAAUCUUUCUGUCAAGUUACCUAAUGACCAUUUGGUGCCAGAUAUGGGGCCCAAGAUGUAUCUUGCUUAUGGCUUUCCCCAGGAACUAGGACGUGGAGACUCUGUAACAAAGAUCCAUUGUUGCGAGUCAGAUGCGGUGUAUGUGUUGGCACAUGCUAACGAAGUAACAGUUACUCCUUUACAACUUGCCAAGAUUAAAAAUUUGAAAGAAAGACACAAUUUACAGGAUCAAAGAGAAAUAUAUAUUAAUGGCCAGAUCUCGAACGGAUUCGAAGCGCACACGGAAUGUAACAAUGUUGAAGAAUUAGAGAAGAGAGAGGGAUGUGCUCUUUGGGACAUCUUUCGCAGAGAGGAUGCUCCUAAGUUAAAGGAGUAUCUCAUAAAACAUUUCAAAGAGUUUAGGCAUAUAUAUUGUGUGCCAGUGCAGCAGGUUUUUGACCCCAUUCAUGAUAGAACAUUCUACUUAAGCACGGAGCAUAAAGAAAGGCUUAAGAAGGAAUAUGGAAUUGAACCAUGGGCUGUGGUGCAAAACUUAGGAGAUGCAGUAUUUGUUCCUGCGGGCUGUCCUUGUCAAGUUAGAUAUAUAAAAUCAUGUAUAACAGUUUCGACGGGAUUCGUGUCACCUGAAAAUGUUAAUGAGUGCAUCCGUUUAGCAGGGGAACUUCGUCUUCUCCCCCAGAACCACAGGGCCAAGGAAGACAAGUUAGAGGUGAAGAAAUUAAUCCUUUACGCAAUGAGAAAUGUGUUAGAUGAUUUGGAGGAGUUUACCAACAUUGAGAGUAAGUACUCCUCCUGUCAUUCACUCAGUCAGCCUAUCAAGACUGAGUGUGUAAAUAUCAGCUCAGAUACAAAUUACCUGGGAAGCAGCAAAAAGAUGUUUGAGAGGUCUAUACAGAAGCUCUCAGUUGAAAUAUCUAGAUAUUUUAAUCUAUCUAACAAUAGCCCGAGCAUGGAUCUUAAGCUUCCUGUACAUGAUGCUCCCUCCAGUAAAAGAGACUUCCUAAAGGAACCUAAGAUUUCUGAGGAUGUUUCUUAUGCUAUAAGCAACAGACAACAAACUCCUUGUUCAGACCAUUCUCCAGAAUUCUACAGUCAAACAUCCGUGUCCCUCGCACCCGACACAGUUAGGUUCUUUAAACAUUUGGCAGACCUAAUACAAGGAAACAAGUUCGAUGAAUUGAAGACCCUUCCUCCUCACUCUCAGCUGGAUGAUCAAAUAAUUCAGGAUUAUGAGAAGGUACUCAAAAAGUAUUUGUCUGGACGACUUACAGCCCUUGCUGAGGAAUCAAAUUACCAGGAGUUCCAUAAAGUCUUAUAUGGUUUGCUUGCUUGUCGGAGGAUCCCUUCAAGAUUACAUCAGAAAUUCUUAGCCCUCCGUUGGGAGUUGCCAAAUUUAACCAGUAGAGCUUACGAGCUUAAUAGGGAAGUAUCCCGAGGCAUGCUCUUGCCUAUUGCCAAGGCCAAGGAGAAAGAAGAGUUGGCGAGUAUGUUGCGCAAAUAUUGGCAGAUUGUAGAUAAUCUGGUGAAGUUGGAAAAAGAGAGAGAAUUCAUCUUGUAUGAGAUAGUUGAGCUUCAAGCAAAGGAAGAACCAAUAGGUGCUGAGGUCACAAAUUCUGAAGCUUCUGGAAUGAUGAAUAAGAAUGAUGCAGGAAAACUGGAGCAAGAGAAGAAAUAUAAGUCAGAUGAGAUAGUCAGGCUUCAGACUGUUAACAAAGCUAUAGACACGAAGAUCAUCAAGUUUGUCGAUGAAGCUAAAAUGUUGCAGAAAGAUGCUGCUGCUCAGCAUUAUAAAGUAACAAGCCUUGAGGCUUUGGAAGCAGUAUAUAAGGUUAAUGUUCUCAACUCCAUGGAUAAGUUGGCUAUCAUGGAGCUCAAGUGGAAGGAUAGAGUAGCAUCUCUGGACUACUGAAUUGCUUUCAGUGUAAUUACUUAUAAUGCGCUUUUUGUACAUGUUCUCUCAAAGUUGAGAAGAAUAUCCUAUUCCCGCUUACCUCUUAAAUUGUUCUUUUGUCAAAAUACAAACAAAUCAAAUGUGCUUUGCGGGUUUGGAAAUUUAGUGUAUGUUCCAUGUCUCUCGUACACUUAAAUCCAGAUUCUGACGUUUAUGGCAUAAAUAUGUAUGAACCGCAGGCGUUUACUUGGAUAGCCUUGCUUGCAUCCACGAAUACACAAAUGUUUAGGGGAGUAUGUCUCACCGUUUUGCU